This is a messenger RNA of Jaculus jaculus (lesser Egyptian jerboa), 642 nucleotides long. RefSeq names its product chromosome 8 C20orf204 homolog (gene C8H20orf204). NCBI's taxonomy places the organism in Eukaryota, Metazoa, Chordata, Mammalia, Rodentia, Dipodidae. The transcript is spliced from 4 exons. The record is from RefSeq and is a predicted model, not a curated record. Bases 76 to 642 code for a protein of 188 amino acids.
CAAGAUCCCCAGAGGAACCUAGGAUCAUGUGCAUGGUCUGGAGGGAGAGAGGAAGGAACAGAUCCUGAGAAACCCAUGGUGUCCCCCAAGUUUGCUGUCUGGACACUGCUACUGCUGGUGUUGCUGGGGUCACCCAUCCAGGGCUGGGCGGUACACCGCUCCUGCAGUGUCCCAGAGGUGCUUCGUCAUUAUCAAGCCGUCAUCUUCCAGGACUUGCAGGCUGCCAUGAAGAGGGUUGGAAUGGGAGUCCAACGUACAAGGCUAGGCUCCCCACACCAUUUCAUUCAGAAAAACCUGACUGAGGCUGAUGGAGGGCUGGGACAGCCUGGUGCCUCCUGCAAUGCACAAAAGGAGCACAGUAUCCUACUGUCCAUCAAGUCCCUGGGUAGGACCCUUCGGGGAGCUAUGGCUGGGGUCCGCAGAGGAGCCCUGGAGAAAGCGGCCUGGACAGUGGUCUUACGCACUGAGGCUGUAAUGCGCCGCCAUUGCUGGACUCCACGCCAGGUGUGCCAGCAGCCCAAGCUGCGCGCUGUCCUGCAUGGCCGUGACCGGAAGCGGCGCCUGCUGCGUGCCUUAUACACUGUCGCCACCUGCUGGGAGAAGCUCUUUGCACUGGGUGCAGUGAACACCAGAGAAUCAUAG